Molecule: messenger RNA, 525 nt
Organism: Chenopodium quinoa (quinoa)
Lineage: Eukaryota; Viridiplantae; Streptophyta; Magnoliopsida; Caryophyllales; Amaranthaceae
Exons: 2
Coding region: 1-525 (174 amino acids)
Source: RefSeq, a predicted model, not a curated record
AUGGAUUUUUCGGAGUUGUGGGUUCGUCGUGUUAUGGAGUGUAUUUCUAGUGUAUCUUUCUCCUUCAAAGUGAAUGAUGAGAUUUUUGGUUCGAUCAUUCCGACUCGUGGACUCCGGCAUGGUGACCCUAUUUCACCUUACUUAUUUCUUUUAUGUGCGGAUGCUUUUUCAUGCCUUCUAUCAAAAGCUGCUCAUGAAAGUGGGGCAAGGAUUUGUAAGGUUGCUCCUAGAGAAUGCUCGAAAAUUGCUGAUAUAAUCAGGAUGUAUGAAAGAGCAUCUGGUCAGAAAGUUAAUCUUGAUAAGACAGAGGUUGCUUUUAGUAAAUGUGUGACUAUCGAAAGAAGACACGAGAUUGUUGAUACACUAGGGGUUCGAGAAGUGGAUAGGCAUGAGAAGUAUUUGGGGUUUCCGACGAUCAUUUGGAAGUCAAAGAGGGCUAUCUUUGCGUGCUUGAAGGAGAGAAUUUGGAAAAAGUUGAAUGGUGGAAAGAGAAGUUGUUGUCGAAACCGGGGAAGGAGGUAUUAA